Nicotiana attenuata is the source of this 1934-nucleotide messenger RNA. RefSeq names its product GDSL esterase/lipase At5g03820-like. The transcript is spliced from 5 exons. Gene Ontology annotation, molecular function: hydrolase activity, acting on ester bonds. The record is from RefSeq and is a predicted model, not a curated record. The coding region runs from base 190 to 1416 and encodes 408 amino acids. Lineage: Eukaryota; Viridiplantae; Streptophyta; Magnoliopsida; Solanales; Solanaceae.
ACCUGGAAAUGAGCAACUUUCUAUCCAACAGUUAUAUCAUUUUGCCCUUUACUUAAAUUUAAAUGUCCUUACAUUCUCAUCACCUGCUCCCCCACCUUCCUCUCACUCAUCAAUCAAACCUCUCUAAUUUUCUUCCCCGCCAUCCUAACGAUAAGAAAAAGAAGAGAUUCACUAUAGGAGAAGAGAACAAUGAGUUUCUUGAGGGGUCUCUUAGGCGGUCUUCUUCUUGCUAUGGUAUUUUUUGUAUCUGAUGGAGAUCCUUUGGUUCCAGCAUUGUGCAUCUUUGGUGAUUCUGUAGUUGAUGUUGGAAAUAAUAACAACUUAAGCACUCUCAUCAAGGCAAACUUUCCACCUUAUGGAAGAGAUUUUGUUACCCACAGACCCACCGGAAGGUUCUGCAAUGGAAAGCUGGCCACAGACUUCACAGCUGAGUAUCUUGGGUUCACUUCGUACCCACCAGCUUACCUGAGCCGAGAAGCUAGAGGGAACAGAAUUCUGACUGGCGUCAACUUUGCCUCUGCUUCUUCCGGUUAUUAUGACAGGACUGCUAAACUAUAUCGUGCUCUAACGUUGCCACAUCAACUAAAAUAUUACAGGGUGUGGCAAAGGAAAGUAGUGAAUCUGGUAGGGAGGGCCAAGGCUAAUAACAUAUUCUCAGGAAGUAUACAUCUUAUAAGUGCAGGGAGCAGUGACUUUAUUCAAAACUACUAUAUAAAUCCACUACUCAACAGAGUCUACUCACCUGAUCAGUUCUCCGAUAUCCUCAUGCAGUCAUACUCUACAUUUGUUCAGAUAUCAUACGUAAAUUGUUAUAUUAUAUACAAGCCAGUCCUCAAUAUAAUAUCAGCAGUGAUCUAUGGACAGAACCUCUACGGUUUAGGAGCAAGGAAGAUUGGGGUCACAACUCUGCCACCAACUGGUUGUUUGCCAGCUGCCAUUACUUUGUUCGGUGCAGGAACCAACCACUGCGUUGCAAGACUGAACAAAGAUGCAAUCUCCUUCAACAAUAAGCUCAACAGGACAUCUCAAAAUCUAAAGAGCAAGCUUCCUGGCAUCAAGCUCGUAGUCUUCGACAUCUAUCAGCCUCUCUUUGAUCUGAUCACAAAACCUGUAGAGAAUGGUAUGUGCUGGAACUUUUUCUCCCUUCUCCUUUUCCUUUCUUUUCUCAAACUCGGCCAACCUUCAAAAGUUUUGGAAAGCACAAACACUUCCUCUUUUCCAGGAUUUUUUGAAUCAAGGAAGGCUUGUUGCGGGACAGGUAUGAUAGAAACAUCGUUCCUUUGUAAUGCCAGGUCCAUUGGAACAUGCUCCAAUGCUACAAAUUAUGUCUUCUGGGAUGGAUUUCAUCCCUCAGAAACAGCAAAUGAGAAAUUGGCUCAAAGUCUGUUGGAACAGGGCUUUGAGCUCAUCUCUUAAAGCCUCAAAGCUGCAGAAACCGUCUACUUUGUAGUUCACCCCUUCCAUGAUAUUGUUUUAUAGUUACUUUCCGACUUGAAAGAGGCUUUAUGUUGGUCUUAGUUCAUUCAAGCUAUAGUAUAUCUCGUAUGAAAGCAGUUACAGCUAAGUAUCACACAUCUGACAACCUUCCCAGCUUGGGAAUAUGUUUUCAGUAUUUGAUGUACCAUCAUUGUCACAUAAAAGUCAGCAGAAACAACAGUUCUAUUUAAGUCUUUUGAGUUAUCCCAUGAGACGAGCUCUAUUCAACUCUAUAUAUUCUACUUGAUUGCCUACCCAGAAUAAAAAAAAAGGAAGACUCAUAUAAAGUAAGUUCACUAAGUAUUCCAUUUUAGUCGCACAAAAAAAAAAGGAGACAAAAAAAAAGGCAAAAAAUUUUAAACUUCUGGUAUGUAGCUUCUUUUUUUCUUCUUUUUGAUGGGGGUAAUCUUCUACUAGCUUUUGUGUUUACAAACAAAGAGAACCACUUUACCUGAUCA